GUGGCCCAUGGCAGAAUGGCAGAGAAGGAGGCCCGUCGGAAGUUCAAACAGAUUGUGGCAGCUGUCUAUUUUUGUCACUGUCGGAAUAUUGUUCAUCGUGAUCUAAAAGCUGAAAAUUUGCUUCUGGAUGCCAAUCUGAAUAUUAAAAUAGCAGAUUUCGGCUUCAGUAACCUGUUCACUCCUGGGCAGCUGCUGAAGACCUGGUGUGGAAGCCCUCCCUAUGCUGCGCCCGAGCUCUUUGAAGGAAAGGAAUAUGAUGGGCCCAAAGUGGACAUCUGGAGCCUUGGAGUCGUCCUGUAUGUGCUUGUGUGCGGUGCCCUGCCGUUUGAUGGGAGCACACUGCAGAAUCUGCGGGCCCGGGUGUUGAGUGGAAAGUUCCGCAUCCCAUUUUUUAUGUCCACAGAGUGUGAGCACCUGAUCCGCCACAUGCUGGUGUUAGACCCCAGUAAACGCCUCUCGAUGGAGCAGAUCUGCAAGCACAAGUGGAUGAAGCUAGGGGACGCCGACCCCAACUUUGACAGGUUAAUAGCUGAAUGCCAGCAAUUAAAGGAAGAGAGACAGAUUGAUCCCCUGAAUGAGGAAGUCCUCUUGGCCAUGGAGGACAUGGGACUGGACAAAGAGCGGACACUACAGUCAUUAAGAUCGGAUGCCUACGAUCACUAUAGUGCAAUCUACAGCCUGCUAUGUGAUCGACAUAAGAGACACAAAACCCUGCGUGUCGGAGCGCCUCCUAGCUUGCCCCGUGCCAUGGCCUUUCAAGCACCAGUCAAUGUCCAGGUGGGCAAUAGCUUCAGUGACCUGAUUCAGGACAAGUACCUUGUACUCAAGCUGUCCAGUUGGUUGCAAGUUUUGUAUGGGCAGCAGGUUGUGCAUGAAGUUCAUGUUAGUGGCCACCUGCAGGAAUGGGGCCUGAGGGUUGACUCCAGGAAAACCAGGCAGGAGCUUCUGCAGGUCUUCCAUAACUUCCGUGCUGGAAGGAAACAGGAUGACAGAGGAGCGGACCAACGCUUCAGGGGAGGGCUCUUCACCCUCAUCACUGUCCAAGUUCAAUGUCCCAUCCGGCUGUGGUGGAAAGAAAUACAAUCAAAUCAGAAAUCAAAAGCAGCGCCGGCAGUUACCCCUGUGGACGAGGAGAGCUCAGAUGGGGAGCCAGACCAGGAAGCUGUGCAGAGGUACUUGGCAAAUAGGUCCAAAAGGCACACACUGGCCAUGACCAACCCUACAGCUGAGAUCCCACCGGACCUACAGCGGCAGCUAGGACAGCAGCCUUUCCGUUCCCGGGUCUGGCCUCCUCACCUGGUACCUGAUCAGCAUCGCUCUACCUACAAGGACUCCAACACCCUGCACCUCCCCACGGAGCGUUUCUCCCCCGUGCGCCGGUUCUCAGAUGGGGCUGCAAGCAUCCAGGCCUUUAAAGCUCACUUGGAAAAGCUGGCCAACAGCAGCAGCAUCAAACAGCUGCAGCAGGAGUGUGAGCAGCUGCAGAAGAUGUACGGGGGGCAGGUUGACGAAAGAGCCCUGGAGAAGACCCAGCAGCAGCACGUGCUGUACCAGCAGGAGCAGCACCACCAGAUCCUCCAGCAGCAGAUCCAGGAUUCUAUCUGUCCUCCUCAGCCUUCUCCACCUCUCCAGGCUGCAUGUGAAAAUCAGCCAGCCCUCCUCACCCACCAGCUCCAGAGGUUACGGAUCCAGCCUUCAAGCCCACCCCCCAGCCACCCCAACAACCAUCUCUUCAGACCACCCAGUAAUAGUCCUCCCCCCAUGAGCGGCGCCAUGAUCCAGUCUCACGGUGCUGCGUCGCCCUCCCAGUUUCCGGGCUUACCGUCCCGCAGUGCUGUCUACCAGCAGCAGCCUGAGAACUGCUCCCCCCCUCCCAGCAUGGCCCUCACCUGCCUGGGCAUACAGCAGCCCGCCCAGUCACAGCAGGUGACCAUCCAAGUACAGGAGCCUGUUGACAUGCUCGGAGGCAUGCCGGGGGCCACUGCGGGCUCUGCCGGGCGGGGCAUGUCCAUCAGCCCCAGUGCCAGUCAGAUUCAGAUGCAGCACCGUACCAACCUGAUGGCCGCCUUCAGCUAUGGGCACCGCCCCCUGUCCAAGCAGCUGAGUGCCGACAGCGCGGAGGCCCACAGCUUGAACGUGAAUCGGUUCUCCCCUGCUAACUACGACCAGGCGCAUUUACACCCCCAUCUGUUUUCGGACCAGUCCCGGGGUUCCCCCAGCAGCUACAGCCCUUCAACAGGAGUGGGGUUCCCUCCAACCCAAGCCCUGAAAGUCCCUCCACUUGACCAAUCGCCCACCUUCCCUCCCAGCGCACAUCAGCAGCCACCGCACUAUACUACGUCGGCGCUGCAGCAAGCCCUGCUGUCCCCCACGCCGCCAGACUAUACCCGACACCAGCAGGUACCCCACAUCCUCCAAGGACUGCUCUCCCCCCGGCACUCACUCACCGGCCACUCGGACAUUCGGCUGCCCCCGGCAGAGUUUGCACAGCUCGUUAAAAGGCAGCGGCAGCAGCAGCAGCAGCAGCAGCAGCAGCAGCAGCAGCAGCAGGAGUACCAGGAGCUGUUCAGGCACAUGAGCCAGGGGGACGCUGGGAGUCUGGCUCCCGGUCUCGGGGGACAGAAUAUGACAGAGCGCCAGGCUUUAUCGUAUCAGAAUGCUGACUCGUAUCACCACCACCACACCAGCCCCCAGCACCUUCUCCAAAUCAGGGCACAGGAACGCAUGGCUCAGGCUUCCUCCCCCAGCCCGGCCCAUGGGUACGCUCACCAGCCAGUGCUCACGCACUCGGAGAGCAUGGAAGAGGAGGACCCCUGUGAGGCGGCCAAGGAUGGCUUUCCAGACAGGACGAGCCCCAAUACAGCGACCAGAGGUUGCCGUGACAGCACCCUACUCUUGAGUACUGGCGGACCCGGGGACCCCGAAUCUUUACUGGGAACUGUGAGCCACGCACAGGAAUUGGGGGUACAUCCCUACCGGCAUCAGCCACCUGCUGCAUUCGGUAGAAACAAGGUGUCCAGCCGAGAGUCUGUGAUAGGGAACUGCAUGGAUAGAAGUUCUCCAGGACAAGCAAUGGAGCUGCCGGAUCACAAUGGACUUGGGUACCCAACACGCCCCUCUGUCAAUGAGCACCACAGGCCCCGGACCCUCCAGAGACACCACACGAUCCAGAACAGUGAUGAUGCUUAUGUGCAGCUGGAUAACUUGCCGGGAAUGAGUCUCGUGGCUGGAAAAGCACUUAGUUCCGCCCGGAUGUCAGAUGCGGUUCUCAGUCAGUCCUCGCUCAUGGGGAGCCAGCAGUUUCAAGAUGGGGAAAAUGAGGAAUGCAGGGAGAAUCUAGUUGGUCACGAGCAUCCGGACCUGGCUGACGGCAGCCAGCAUUUAAAUUCCUCUUGCUAUCCAUCCACGUGCAUCACAGACAUUCUGCUCAGCUACAAGCACCCCGAGGUCUCCUUCAGCAUGGAGCAGGCAGGCGUGUAACAGGAAACAGAGAGUUUGUGUACAGCUCGGGAAUGAAAUGACUUUACACCAACAGUAUCUAGCAGCAUCGCGCCAAAUUGCCCUUGUGUUUCUGUCCACCUAGAGCGUCACGGCUCCUUUCCUCACUUUGGUUCAUCAGUGUGCGGUUCUUUCGGGUUCUGAGGGGGUUUUGCCACAUUUGCUCGUAUGACCGAGUCACCAAG
Messenger RNA from Puma concolor (puma), 3683 nucleotides. The record is from RefSeq and is a predicted model, not a curated record. Lineage: Eukaryota; Metazoa; Chordata; Mammalia; Carnivora; Felidae.